Molecule: messenger RNA, 4443 nt
Organism: Ostreobium quekettii
Lineage: Eukaryota; Viridiplantae; Chlorophyta; Ulvophyceae; Bryopsidales; Ostreobiaceae
Source: the annotation of a GenBank genome assembly
AUGGGCGGCCAGCUUGCUGGCAACCCGCACCACAGGGACUACAGCUCCGGAAGCGUGGCCUACGCGGGGAGCCAGGAUUUCAGGGGCGGCAGCGUGGACUUCAGGGGCGGCAGCGUGGACUUCAGGGGCGGCAGCGUGGACUUUAGGGGCGGCAGCCAGGACUUCAGGGGCAGCAGGGAUGGCAGCGUUGCUGGGGAGUGGGGGCGGUACCCCGGGCCGCAGGGACCGUACGUCGGCGGGAUGGCGGUGCCGGGGCUGAUGGGCCACACGCUGGGGCGGCCGAUGCCGUACCAGGGCCUGCCGCCGGUGGGGCCGGGGAGCGCCUGGCCGGGCGCCCCGCCCGCCGGGAUCCAGCAGCUGGAGAGCGCGCCACCCGCGCACGGUCUGCACAGGCUUCCUUGGAUCUCCCAGAGCGCCUACCAGCGCCCUUCUCCGAUCGAUCCCCCCGCCCGCAUCCUCGCCUUCCUGUCGCCGUUUCUUACGUGGCCGGACGCCAAGCGCGCCGCCAAGGCCCGCCAGGCCGGCCUCACCGGCGCCCGCUACAGGAGACUGACGCAGGCGGCCGCCGGCAUCCGGGACGCCGUGGCAGCGCUCUGGGCGGACGGAUGCCAGACCACGGCGUGCGAGCUGUGGGACCUGGUGGGCGUCGUCGUGGAACACCAGGAUGGGCACGUUGAACCCUCGCACUGCUGGGUGGCGGGACGCGCCCUGCAAUCAGCAGCAUGCGACUUGCCGUUUGCCUUCAGCGUGCACACCUUCAUGGGCCCCGGCCGGCCUUGCAUAGGUGCAAGGGCGAACAUAUCAGCAGAGGCGUCGUGCAUCUCGACCUCCAGCUCAGAUCCACCAGAGCUGCCCAAGCUGAAGGUCCUUCCGCCCGUGUCGUCUGCCAACCAGCCACAGCCUGACGGCCAGGGCUCCAAAGGCCCCGCAGACAGGUCCGACAGCCCCUCAACUGGCUACCAGAAAGGCGCGGAGGGGAGCGAGUCCCGGGGCAAAGGGGCUGUCGGCUAUGGCCGCUCCUCCUCCUUGCCCUCCCCCCAUGGGUCGGCCUAUGACGAGCGUGGAGGCCGUCCACAGGGAACCAGGGGUGUGGGGGACUUUGGGCCCGCAAGCCAGGGCUAUGACUCUGGCAACGCCAGGCCUGAAGGCACCAGCAGCGGCGGCUCAUCCUUGUCGCUGACGCAGACAGGCUGGCCCCCGGGGACCGACGCUCAGCUAGAGUCCAAAAAAGUCGACGAUGAUUCGGAGAGGCACAAAGAGAACAAGCGUCUGAUCCUGUCAGCACCGGCAGGCCUGAACGAGUGCACUCCCCUGUUCAGCAGCUCAUCGAGCCAGGGCAGUGCAGAAGAGCUGGAGACAGCGGACUUGAGUGCGUUCCUCAGGAGUGACAGUGGGAAGCUUGAGGCCCAGCUAAAGCGCCAGCCCAUGCUGCUGCCCGAUGUGCCGAUGACGGACACGCCUUUCCUGACGGAUAAGCAGGCAGAGGCGACGAUCAGCGAGCCAUCAACCGCAACACAGCCGUCCAUGUCCAGGGCUGCGCUGUGGGUGUGGGGGCUGAGCUACCCAGACCCCAACCGGCCAGAGCAUGCAGUGGCCGAGCUGCACCCUGCUCCAGACGAAGAAGACCCCCAGUGGUGCUCCAGGUCCGAGGACCUGCCCACCUUGGAGGAGGAGGAAGAGGUGGACGAGGACGACAAGAUGUUCAUGGCGGGGUCCACGGAUGGCCACGACGUGCGGGUGUCACCAGUGAGCUCGUCCCAGAGCCAGGGGGGCAUCAUGAGGAGCCUGAGCCUGUCACAGGCGCAGCCAGCGUCUGCCCAGCACGGCAGGGGGAGCGCUCGGGGGGUGGACCCCAGUGACGCGUUGAGCGGAUCGUCCUCAAGGGGCGAGGCGGUCGGGACAGGUUCGAGGGGCAGCCGGGCGAAGAAGGGGGCAGGUCUGACACAGGGCGAGCUGGCGAUGCUGGGCAUCCACGGGACCUUGGGGGGCUUCGAGGAGGAGGGCAGGGAAAAGAGGAAGAAGUCUUUCAAGAGGCUGUCGAAGCUCAUCGUGGGGAUGAGGCGGCUGUGGCCAGCGGCAGACUGCAUGCGGCCGGACGCGGCAAGGAUCUGUGCGGGGAAGUCUUUCGGUUCCAAAGAGGGGGCAAAUGCAAGAGUGAUUCGGGAGCUGCCUUACGAGGACAAUCCCACGGCGGACGUCGAGCUGGAUGCGGACGAAAUGGGGGGCAGCAUCGACGAGUUGGACCAGGAGGGUGUGUUAGAAGAUGAGUUUGUAGACGGUGUGCAGUAUAGGGAUAGGCAGGCAGGAGGGGUGGCGGGUGUUGGAGCGGCUUACGCCAGGGCGGAUGGCUCAGCCAGGCAGCGUGAGCGCCGCACAGCGGUGCCUGCAAAGGUACAGGAGGAGGUCCCUGGCCACGUGCUGAAGGACCCUGUGAGUUUGAACGCUGGCCUGGCGAGGGGCGGCACGCGGCGUCAUGAGGGCAGUGGGGACUCCAAGGAACCGGUCAGCACAGGUGGGGAGUCGCAGGAGGGUCCGACGCCCAGGGCGCGCCACCCCAACCCCGGGUACCCAGAGUCAUCUGUGGACUCGAUCAGGAACGCAGCUCUGGAGCAGCUGCUGGCCCAGCAGGGUGGGGAGCAGGCUGUGGGCACAGCGGCCAGGAGCCGAGAGGGGCUGUUUGGCAUGGCCAGCUCGGUGAGCCUGCCCGUGAAUGAUCUUGGGGAUGGCAGGUACCUCAUCUCAGGCCACCUGAUGGGCAUCGGGCAGUAUCAGGUUAGUGUGAAGAUUGGAGGCCGCCAUGUGCAGGGAAGCCCAGCGGUCAUCAAGACCGUACCUGCUGCCCAGCUGGGUAGCGGCAUCUCGCACGAGGGCCCUUUCUACCCCCACGCCUCCCUGCCCUCCAUCCCCCUCCACCCCAUGGGCCUGUGCCCCGACCCCGACUUCCCCCCGUGCCACUCCGCCUCCUAUGAUGCGGAGCGCCUGGCCUACGCCCACAAUCACCCCCACAUCGGCACUGCGGACAUUCUGUUUGUGGUGGAUGCCACGGCCAGCAUGGCAGCCGAGCUCGCUGAGCUGCCGAGGGUGGUGAUCGAGGUGGCCAACGCGUUGGCAGGGGCAGUGCUGUGCAAGAGGGCACGCUGGGGGGUGCUGGCAUACAGGGACCACUGGCCAGAGGACGACCAGCCACAGGUGCUGACCAAGUUGGAUUUCACGGAGGACAUAGAGAAGGUAUGCCAGUUCAUAUCAAGGUUAGAAGCCAGUGGUGGGGGCGAUUAUCCAGAGGCCCUUGAGGCUGCCUUGCAUGAGGCCGCAGACGGGGUCACAUGGUGGCCUUUCUCAACUCGAGUGGUAAUUUGGGUUGGGGACGCACCACCACACGGAUAUCAGGGGAUGGGCCCGCAGCAGGCAGCUGAACUGGAAGGCGAUCUUGGGAGGGCAAGAGAGAGGCUGCUGCAGGCGGCAACGGCUGUUGAGAAGAGCAUGAGGGAUGGCAGGGCAGCAGCGCUGUGGACAGAGUGGGACACACAGCUUGUAUCCGCCCUCAAUGCCUGUGAUGGGGUUGCAAAGCACCACGACAAUUUCCCACUGGGGGUGCCUGGGAGCAUCAAAUGGGAGGAGGCCGCCGAGCACCUGGCGUCCACGGGCGCGCGAGUCAUCGCCCUUGGCUUCCGGGAUGCCAUAUUUCACUCCCCCUCUGAGGCCUGUCUGAGGACGAUCGCUCACAUCACAGGUGGUGCUCUGCUGGAGGUGGGGGCCCUGGACGGGUCCCUUGUUGGCCCCUUGGUGGGUGCAGUGGUGGAAGAGAUGCUCGACCAGCAGCUAGUGGAAGAGGAGGUGUGCGACCUCCUCCUAUGCCUCCACCACGACCUGCGCGGCCAGCUGGCCCUCGACCAGCGCUACACCAUCAUCGAGACCAUGAACCAAACAGACAAAGCCGUCCAGCGGCUGCAGGUCGUUCCGGACGAUGGCGGCCGCUCGGCUGCAGGCUCCCGCGCCGGCGCCCCCUCCAGCCAGCCACUCUCCCCGGGUGCCUCGGAAUCGGGCAGCAGGCGGCAGGGAUCGGGAGACUCGUCCCAGACGCGGCUGGGGACUUCAGAGGGCGGUGGGGGGCAGCAGAGGCGGCGUGGUGAGUCUGUUGGCAGCGAGGCCACUACGAAGUCGACGGAGUGCAGCCUGCUGCUGGGCAUGAGGAGGGUGCAGUGCGAUGAGGCCGUGCUGGCCCAGGUGUACCAAGGGAUCCGGUCCAAGGCAGAGACUGUGGGGAGGGCGCUGCAGAAGGGGUUUGUGACGCGGUCCAGUUGGCUGGCCAGCGCGGAGGGCAGCCUGUCGAAGAUAGACAUGUGGGGGCGGCAGGCGAACUGGAAGAUGUGCGAGGAGUUCAGGACGUCCCCGGUGUCGCUGAGGUACCUGCUGGCGGAGAGGACCAUCUUGGGGAUGCUGUAA